Messenger RNA from Vanrija pseudolonga, 1949 nucleotides. RefSeq lists its product as uncharacterized. NCBI's taxonomy places the organism in Eukaryota, Fungi, Basidiomycota, Tremellomycetes, Trichosporonales, Trichosporonaceae. The record is from RefSeq and is a predicted model, not a curated record. The transcript is spliced from 3 exons. Bases 219 to 773 code for a protein of 184 amino acids.
GGAUUCGGUUCCUCCCUAAACUCCGAUUCCUUUUUCGCUUUUGGAUGUGGCGCUUUCCAUGGAGAGUCCACUGACGCUUGGACCAUCUCUUGUAGAUCUUGCUCGCAGAUCUACGGAUACAUGAUCACGUAGAUAUAAGCUGUGGUCACGACGAUACCCGACGGCUACAGCAACAAGACUGAUUCCUAUUACUCGCCACCAUCCACAAGAACAACACCAUGUCGCUCCUCGUUGAAGGCCUUGACCGACCACACGCGAGCGGGCUGACGCCGAGCGUGCGGCCAAUAACCACCCCGUCGCGCCUCUUGGCGUGGCUCAAGCCCAAGGCACGCCGCGAGACGGACCGCCACCGAACCGAGGCCAAGACGUGCCAGCAAGAGCUGAGCAACCGGCGCUUCCACUACCUGGCGUACCAGCGUGCAGACGGCGCGACGUGGUUCGGCGCCGAGGUCGACGUCGACGGCUCGGAGAACAUCGACGGCGAGUGGCGCUGGGCGCUGAUCACCGCCGUGAAGCGCGACCUCAUCUUCCGCGCCGACCACGAGGUCAAAGUCAUCGGCUGGAGCGAGUACUCCCACCUCCUGGACCGGGAGGAGAGCAACUACAUGAAGGCGUACGACUUCUUCCUGCUCACGAACCGCGCGCGCGGGCUCGACGAGGCCGAUCUCAAGCACUUGGCCCACCUGCAUGCACACGACUGGGUGCGGCAGACCGAGGACCUGCUGCGCGACGCCAAGGGGUACGGCCACACGAGUGUGCUGGCUGCUUAUUAGACGGCCCCGUGUGCCGCUGCGCGCCGGCCGCGCAGUGGCAACGCAAACGGCCAUGUUCCGAGUUCCAGUUCCGUAGUAUUCCAGUGUUGUUAUCGUCGAAUAUCCCAGAAACAUUGGUCUGUGGCGCUGUGGCGCGGGCGGAGCCGCAUGCUCGGGCCUCUGGGAGCGCGUGCUGCCGACAUUGACAGGGAGAGGCACGUACGCGCGCGCUGCGCCUCGCUCACGCUCGGACUCGCGCUGGUGGCCCCGGAAUUGAUGUGCGGUGAACCCGAGGUUGCGCGGCACACUGCUGCACUCCCUCCACUCGUACAUACUCGGCGCCGCUGCCGGGCACGCUUCGUCGCGGUGACCCGUGCAUAGAUCAUGUGGCCGCGGACGCCAGUUGACAAGACCACAUAGACUGUUCAUGAUCUUACCACUGCCCACACCACCAUGUCGCUCACGAUCACAGGGCAGUGGUGGCUUGUUCCUUUCCUUUGCACGACGCCGCUCGCUCCACGACGCCAAGCUGACCACUCAGACCGUCAGCGCUCGAGGCCCCACCUCGACCUUCAAGCGGGUAACGCACCUCGCCUACCGGCGGCGGGGCGGCGAGACGUGGUUCGCCGGCGACGUCGACGACGCCGCAUGCCACCGGGACAAGACGGGCCGCUGGUGGUGGGUCAUCUGCCCCGCCGUGCCAGGCGCGGCAGAGGUUGCACACCGGCUCGACCACGAGGUCAAAGGUAUCCGGAGGAAGGAGUACGACCGGCUCAAGCGAGCCGAGGAGGCCGUGUACUGGCCGGCCUUCCGGCUCAUGUACAACCGCGAGAGCGCCGAACUCCUAGCCCACGGCCGCACCCACCACCCGCUCACCGAGGCCGAGCAGACCAAACUCAUCGCACGCGCGCACACCUACGCGCACACGCGCGUGCGUAACGCCGAGGGCCGCGCCACCGCCAACCCCCAGGCAAGAGUGUACCAUUUCGAGGCGCUCUAGGUUGUUUGGUGGGGGGUGGUGGCGUCAUGACCGGUGGGUCCUCUCGGGUCCUCGCUCGUGGAUAUGCAUACUUCAGGGCCGGCCCGUAGCAUGUGGACGCCGGCGUGUGUAUUCGAUGCGAGGAUAGUGGAUACGGUAGCAGCACGAAAUUUUAUGCAUGCUCGAUGGCGGCGACAGUGCUGGUGCUAGUGCUGGUG